Molecule: messenger RNA, 1115 nt
Organism: Ceratina calcarata
Lineage: Eukaryota; Metazoa; Arthropoda; Insecta; Hymenoptera; Apidae
Gene: Obp9
Product: odorant binding protein 9
Exons: 4
Coding region: 600-1058 (152 amino acids)
Biological process (GO): olfactory behavior; sensory perception of smell
Cellular component (GO): extracellular region
Molecular function (GO): dibutyl phthalate binding; odorant binding
Source: RefSeq, a predicted model, not a curated record
CAAAGUUUCAGUUAGAUGUGUGUCGAUGUAUUCCAUUUGCUUGAUUACAGUAUCAUAUUUAAAUUUGGAUUUCACAAUUUUUAACGUAAGAGUAUAAUAUUUUACAAAUUGCCGCAAUAGGAUUUGACAAGAGUGACGUGUAUGUCAUCGGAAGGAAAAUGUUGUGCUUGCGUAGAUUUUCUAUGAACGACGCACGUUUGUCAUCAAAUAAAGGGCACUGCCAUAGUAUGUGGUCAACAUUUUGAUGUUCGGAACCGCAUUGACAAAAAGGGUUAACUGUUAAACCUAUGCGGAAAAGGGAGGCAGCUAGACUGUGGUGGUCUGAUCUACACCUAUAUAUGAUGACGAUUACUUCGAAUAUAAAUCAGUGUGUUCGUCUUACCCUACACAUAAAAUUCAUAGAUAUGUUUGCUGUUAUUCAGCAAAGUACUCUGAAUUCGAAUUAUAAUCGUCAAACACGAUGGCAAAUAGCCCUGAUUCAUUCAAUCUCGACUUUUAUGCGACGGGCUAAAUAACAACCGGCUGCCUGGCUGAUAACACCAGUCGUGCUGCUGGUUCCAAACUGAUUCCAAAUUGCACCGUGCAAACUCGUGAGAAAUAUGUUAAGAAGUUACCAAGUUCUCUUUAUUCUGACGGCAACUUUAUUAUUCUUGCAUUGCAGUAAUGCAGAUAUCAGGAAGGACUGCCGCAGGGAGUCGAAGGUUUCAUGGGGUAAAGGAUAUCUAAUUAAUAGUCGAGAGAUCGGUAACAUAUUGACCUUUCUGACUUUCACAGCCGCUUUAAAAAGGAUGAGGUCCGGGGACUUCGAACAGGACGAUCGAAAACUGAAGUGCUACGUAAUGUGCUUCCUGAAAAGGAGCGGAAUCUUAAACAGCAAGGCCGACGUGGAUUUGCAAAGGGCGUUACGUUACAUACCGCGAAGCAUGCACGAAUCGUCGAAGAAGUUAUUCAACACGUGCAAAGUUCCCCAAAUGGAGCCUUGCGACAGGGCUUUUGAAAUGGUCAAAUGUUACGUGAUGCACAAACCAGAGAUUUUGACCAAAGUCCCGUUCCUCUAGUUCUCAUACAGAAAAACGUUACGACGCUAUAUCGUGCCAAAUUCGUGCAAUCUUUAU